AUGCCGCCGCCAUCAUCCGAGCCCGUGCACAAGGGCACGCUCGUCUGCGUCGUCCUCAAGGCGCGCAACCUGCCCAACAAGAAAUCCAUCGGCAAGCAGGAUCCCUACACCGUCCUCACCAUGGGCACCGAACAGCAAAAGACCAAGCCCGACAAGCGCGGCGGUCAACAUCCCACCUGGGACGAGCAGCUCCACUUUGAGAUCUACGAAGACAUGGAAGACGCCCUCGCAAAGGCCUCCAACACUGGCUCCGGCUCCGCUGCCAAGUCCGCCUCCUCCUCCGCUACAGACAAACUCAAGGGCGGCAAAAAGGUGCUCAAGGUGGCGUGCUACGCCGACGACAGCAAGGAGCCCGAGUUCAUCGGCGACGGCAUUGUCGACCUCACAGACACGCUCAAGACCGGCGAGUUCGACGAGUGGGUCACCAUCAAGGCAAAGGAUCGCUAUGCAGGCGAAGUCUACCUCGAGCUCACCUUUUACUCGUCCGCUGCGCCCCCCAAGAAGCGCAAGCCCCACACCAAGCCUCAACUCUCCGGCACAGACACCUACGGCGGCGCAGGCACCUUCCAGCGCAUCGACGACCUCGCCGAUUCAGCUGCCCCACCAAAGCCACCCAAGGGCAAGACCGACCAUCCUCCCAUCCCUGCCUCCAUGCGGCCCGGUGGCGGCGCUGCCGCUGCAUCCGCUGCCAACUCGCACGGUCGCAUGUCCAGCAGCAUGUCUACCUCCAGCCUCGCUUCCUCCCUCCACAGACCCGCCGGCUCCUUGUCGCACUCCCAGACCAUGCACGACCUUGGCGCUGGCACCAUCCGCCCCAGCUCGUCGCUCGCCAACCUCGACGCCUACACCCCAGCCUACGCCCCCGCCAGCAUCUCGCGCUCCACCAGCCCCGUCCCGCCCUCGUCCGCCUACCACUCGGCUGCGCCCUCGCACGCCUCGCACGCCUCGCACGCCUCCUCCAUCGGUCCCGCCGCUGGGUCUUCGCGCCGCAACAGCUUCGCCGCUCCCCAUCCCUCCGAGUUUGGCCAUAGCGUCACGCCGUCCGCAUCGUACUACGCACAGCACUCCAUGACUCCCUCGCAGAGCCACCACCAUCUUGCUGCCGCCCAGCAGCCGUCCGAGGCCAGCGACGAUCGCUACGCCACCAUUCGGCCCGGCGCAGUGGUGCAGCAGCAUCAGGUGCAGCAGCACCACCAUGCGCAGUAUGGCAUGCCGCGCUCGCACUCCAUAUCCCACGUGCCCGCGUACGCUCAGAUGCCCCAGCCGGACUACGGCGCCGAUCAGCUCGCGCACUCCAUGGGCCAGAUGAGCUUCCAUGCGCCGCCCGCGUCCUCGGGCACCGACAAGCCGCUGCCACCGCCAACGCCCGUGCAGCAAGAAGAAAGGCCGCCGCAGUCGCACAUUUACCAGACACCCGCGCACCUCGCCUCGCUCUACACGCCGCCCUCGACGGUAGGUUAUGCAGCGCAGCACGAGGUGCAUCAGGGCUUGCAGAGGCCAGUGUCGCCCGCGGCGAGGCCGGCAUCGGCGCUUUCGCAGUACAGCACCAGCCCCGCAGCGCCACAUGCACAGUCGGUCGUGAAUGCGCAGGCGUACUAUCAGCAGCAGGCGUCGCAGCCACCGCCGCCGCCGCCGCCGCAGCAGCAGCAGCAGCAGCAACAGCCGCAGGUGGGCGCGUACUUGUCGCAGCCGCAGUCGGUGCCGCCUCGUGCCGCCUCGCCGGGCAUUCCGCAGGGAUACACGCCUAUUCCUUCGCCCUAUAGUCAGCCGCCUGCGCCGCAGCAUCAUCAGCAACCGCCUCCUCCGCCGCAGCCUGCACCACCACCUCAACAGGUGGCAGCGUCGGGGCACGUUUCGCGACCUUUGCCGUCGACGCAGAGUUCGACAUCGUUGGCGUCGCAGGCUGUUCCGCCGCCGCAUGCGUAUUCGCAUCUGUACCAGGCGGUGCAACAGCCUUCGCCUCCGCCCGCGCACGCGCACACGCACUCCUACUCGCAAUCGAGCUGGACUGGUCCUCCCCCCUCACAGCAGCCUGCGUAUUCUGCACCACCGAACGGGGGUGGGAUUGCAGCAUCGACGAGUGGGUAUCUCUACACCCAAGGUGGCGAGGGAUGGGCACCGCAGCGUUCGCCAUCGCCUCUACCGCCCAUUCCACAGCCACAGAAUUAUUCGGCUGCACCUUACCCUCCCGCAGCGGCGGCAGCGGCGGGGUAUGCGUAUGCAAAUCAGCCACAGUACGCCCAGUAUCCACCGCAGUAUCCACAGCAACAGCAGCAGUACGGCGUGCCCGCUUCGGCGUCGUCAGUGUAUCAGCCUCAUCAGUACCACCAUUAG
Molecule: messenger RNA, 2334 nt
Organism: Moesziomyces antarcticus
Lineage: Eukaryota; Fungi; Basidiomycota; Ustilaginomycetes; Ustilaginales; Ustilaginaceae
Exons: 1
Coding region: 1-2334 (777 amino acids)
Source: RefSeq, a predicted model, not a curated record